Messenger RNA from Oryzias latipes (Japanese medaka), 819 nucleotides. RefSeq names its product peroxisomal membrane protein 2 (gene pxmp2). Gene Ontology annotation, cellular component: peroxisomal membrane; cytoplasm. The record is from RefSeq and is a predicted model, not a curated record. NCBI's taxonomy places the organism in Eukaryota, Metazoa, Chordata, Actinopteri, Beloniformes, Adrianichthyidae.
UGACGUCAUGACGCACAAGGAAGACACCCGUGGCAGGCUCCACUUGUGUCCGAUCUUUCGACCGCACUUUAAAGAGUAGCGAUGCCUGUGGAGAGCGUGCCUUUCCGGGGCCAUGCGGGCGUCCAUUCCCGUCUGCUCCAGCAGUACCUGAUCCUCCUGAAGAAAUACCCGAUCCUCACCAAAUCCCUGUCCAGUGGCCUUCUUUCUGCAUUAGGAAAUCUGCUGUCACAGAUCCUAGAGGCAAGAAAAAAGGCCAAAAUUGGAACCCCAGCUAAUGAGAUAAAUGUCGCUGGAGCUGCAAGAUAUGCUGUUUUUGGGAUACUUAUUACAGGACCAGUGAGCCAUUUCGUUUACCAGCUGAUGGAGUUGUGGAUGCCCACCACAGAUCCCUUUUGUAUAGUCAAGCGGCUGCUCCUGGACCGCUUCAUAUUUGCACCAGGAUUUCUGCUUCUCUUUUACUUUGUUAUGAACAUCCUGGAAGCUAAAGGAUGGGAGGAUUUUGAGAAAAAGAUGAGAAGCAGUUACUGGACUGCUCUAAAGAUGAACUGGAAAGUCUGGACCCCAUUUCAAUUCAUAAACAUCAACUUUGUACCUGUUCAGUUCCGUGUGCUGUUUGCGAACUUCAUCGCUUUGUUUUGGUAUGCCUACCUUGCAUCUAUAAGAAAAUGAGAAGCACCUGAGAUUUCUGCUUAUGGUGAUUCCAGAGAGGACUGCAAAAAUACACCCAGCUUUCAAAUAUGUUACAACUUUGUGCUGUUUUUGAGAAAGGGCUUUUAACACAUUUUGCUGCAACAGUUGUCAACAUUUUUUGUGGAAAAA